Molecule: messenger RNA, 2238 nt
Organism: Diaporthe citri
Lineage: Eukaryota; Fungi; Ascomycota; Sordariomycetes; Diaporthales; Diaporthaceae
Exons: 4
Coding region: 1-2238 (745 amino acids)
Source: RefSeq, a predicted model, not a curated record
AUGGAUCGGGCAUACCAUGGAGCUGCAGGCCCCGAAUGGGCAUACUGUCGAUGCCUUGCAAAGUCAGUUGUAAAGGCCAGGCUGGAUCAGCUAUACAUCAGUGUUUAUUCACAGGAUGAGGUGGUACCAAAGGCCUUUGAUGUCCUGGAGAUCGUCAAGAAGGGCCCAGAGGCGGCUGCCCAGAGCCCAGUGCUCCAGUAUGACUUCAACAAGCUUGAGACCCAGCUCACGGGGCCCAGGGGGCUUGCACCGUACGGCCUCUGGUUUGAGGCGUAUGCUGGCGCCGGGUCUGUUGAGAUUCCUGACGCCCAGUCGUUUCGCAGGCUCCUCUUGGCCAUCACAUACCUUGGGGGCAUUCCUGUUCCAUACGCAGGAGACGACCCGUCAAUGACUUAUCCGCCUCUUCUUCGUUUUCUGGCAAAACCAAAAGGUUCUCCCGAGGGUAGGCCUGUCAGCGAGUCCAAUCUUUCCUCCGGGCACAGGCACCCGGCUGAUGAUCCCAACGUACCCAGUCUCCCCCGCGACAUUGCCGGGCGCGAUGCUCGACCACCGUCCCCACCACCCCAACGGUUUCGACAGCGGCCGCCGGAGCCUCAGCCGCCGCAUAGGGAAGACAGUCAUCAGGACGCCCUGCUCCGCACACCCCAGCGGGACAGCCCCCCUCAGGAGGCCCCAAACACCGUGUUGCCGCAACUUGUGGUGCCCCUCGAAGAGCCCGAGUUUGAAGAUCGGGUUGAGCAGGUAUUUGGCGAAGGGCUCAACCGACGGAGGAGCGGUCACGACGAGCGCUUUCAUAACCUAUAUGCACAGAUUGCCGGGAUUGAGACAAACAGACGUGAUAAUGACGGUGGCCUUGGUAACAUAUUUGUGGUUGCAAACACAAAUUGCCUAACAGACACCGCCUUAGCGCUUGGGAAAGGGGAGGUGCAACAGCUCUAUCAUCAACCUAGUAUCAUUGUCUGGGACGAAAUGCACGAAACAAAGUCACUGGAUCACAACGCCAUGGUGGUCAUCAAAGGGCUGAUGACACUAGCCGAGAAGCCAGUCCAUGUUGUUGCCAUGUCAGGCACUCCCAUCUCUAAUGGCCCUGAAGACUUCAACCUGGCUGAAGACCUGGCUAUACACAAAAAGAUGGGGGAAUGGUAUGGCGAAGACACUCUUGCUCGAUACAAACACGAUCUAGAUCUUCAUAGUAAGGACUUUAUAGAUCUGGCUAAGGAGGUCCGCAUUGACGACAACAUCAACCUUGCUAAGGAGGGGCGUCAAUUGACUGACGACGACAAAAGAGAGGCCCACAACCUGCUCAGACGUUACGACGAGGCCUGCCACAGGUACACAGAUGUCCUGCCUCUACUCCAGCGCGGCAGCACAGGCGACUACCUUGGCUACCCUCUCCCUGCGUACUCAACAACCUAUAACAGAAAGCCACGAAUCCACAGAUUCAAUACACCUAUGGACAUCUUUAGCAGUGCUGUUACAACACAGCGCGAUGCAGUCAGGAGUUCAGAAUAUUGGGACAUGGUGCCAAACGCAUUCUGCCAGCGACCUGGUUCGGGAUUGCUCCAGCCUAAGGUCGCCAGGAUCUGCGAGAUAAUUGACGAGAUGCUACAAGAUAGGGAGCGUCAUGAAUCCCUGCCGAAAAACGCCGCGCCACUGAGGAAAAAGGCUGUUAUUUGUGUGCCACACGCCUGGCAGGGCUUCAUACUCAUCACGUUUCUCUUUAAGAAAUAUCGUAAUCACAACUUUACAUUUGUCGGAGCCGGCAUGUCCGCGGUGUUACGGAGCAAGCUGAUGGCGCCAUUCUCACGGAAAACCAACAAGGUCCACAUGGAAGACAGCCAGGAAGACGAUCCAAUUGCACUCAUCAGCACGAUCAGUUUCAUAGGGUCCGGACUUAACCUGAUACGCUGCAACUACUGUAUCGCUACCUCACCCCCUGAGGAGUCGCGGAGAAGAGUCACAGUUACCUGUACCACACACAACUACGUGCUGCUCGAUGACGGGAACCCAGUUGACGUUGUCACCUUCCACCGUAUGCAGACGCGGACGGCGUUAACGGUGCCUUUGGAUGACCGGAAGGAUGGGUAUAAUUUCAUACUCGGCGCUAAUGAUGAUGCUGAGGAGGAGGACCCUAGCAAUGUGAUGGAUGUAGAUGAAAUGCGGAAUGAGGAUAUAGAUAACGGCGAAGCGGACGAUGGUAGCCAAGAUGUAGAUAAUGAUGAGGACGAUGAAAGAUGA